CAGACCACGGAGAGCCGCCCUCCCAUCCGCAGCGGGAAGCAAAAUCGAGGUAUCCUUACCGCCCCCAAAACCCUCGGCUCCCAUACGCCACGCCACCCCGGCCAGCCGGCUCGCACGGCCACCCCCCCCCCCCCCCCCUUCUCUCCUCCCGUUCUCCCGUCUCCGAACCCUAGUGUCUUCGAGAAGCAUCGGGCGAGGAGCGCGCCGCGGUGCUUCCGGAAGCUUCUGGAAGGAGGACUACCCCGCGGCGGCGGCGAUGGGGGCGUCGGAUCUGGACCGGCAGAUCGAGCAGCUCAAGCGGUGCGAGCCGCUCACGGAGGCGGAGGUCAAGGCGCUCUGCCUCAAGGCCAUGGAGAUCCUCGUCGAGGAGAGCAACGUGCAGCGUGUCGACGCCCCCGUCACCGGUUUGGGUGCCGACGGGAUGUCAGAUAUGCGGUGUGAUCGUCUUGUGGAGCUGAUUUUUGGGGCAAACAGAGGAUAUUCUUGUCGGGUGUAUAAGGAAGAUGCUGUGAUAUGUGGAGACAUUCAUGGGCAGUUCUAUGACAUGAAAGAACUGUUCAAAGUUGGAGGUGACUGCCCAAAUACAAACUACCUGUUCCUUGGGGAUUUUGUGGACCGAGGAUUUUAUUCAGUGGAAACAUUUUUGCUUCUUUUGGCUUUAAAGGUUAGGUAUCCAGACCGUAUAACUUUAAUACGAGGAAAUCAUGAGAGCAGGCAGAUCACACAGGUUUAUGGAUUCUAUGACGAGUGCCUUCGCAAAUACGGCUCAGUUAAUGUCUGGAGAUAUUGCACAGAAAUAUUCGACUAUCUAAGUUUGUCUGCACUUAUUGAAAACAAAAUCUUUAGUGUCCAUGGAGGCCUUUCUCCUACUAUUACGACACUGGAUCAGAUAAGAGUAAUAGAUCGCAAGCAAGAGGUACCUCAUGAUGGAGCCAUGUGUGACCUUCUAUGGUCUGAUCCAGAGGAUGCUGUAGAUGGUUGGGGAUUAAGUCCUCGAGGUGCAGGAUUCCUCUUUGGUGGAAAUGUAGUUGCGUCAUUUAAUCACUCAAACAACAUAGAUUAUAUUUGUCGUGCUCAUCAACUAGUCAUGGAAGGAUAUAAGUGGAUGUUCAGUAGCAAGAUUGUCACUGUAUGGUCAGCUCCUAAUUACUGCUACAGGUGUGGCAAUGUUGCUGCAAUCCUAGAGCUGGAUGAGAACCUAAGUAAGCAGUUCCGCGUAUUUGAAGCUGCUCCACAUGAAUCAAGAGGCGUUCCUGCUAAGAGGCCAGCACCAGAUUACUUUCUGUGAUGCUGCACAUUCAACGCAUGAGCUUGCUACCGAUCUCUGCUUGCAAGCACUGGCAGACGAGUCAUGUGGAUGUCCCAUGUUCUAAGAAGAGCUCAGGCCUUACAAGAGUCGUACCAGGAGGUGCUUUCAGGAUGUAUAAACCGAGUGUUAUGUUUCUCCUUUCAGGUCUAUGAUUUGUAGGAAAGCCAAUGUUGGCAUCCAGUUUUUCGCAGAAUAGCUCCUAUUCGAGCUUGAGAAACAUGCCUCUGUGAAGGGAUUUCAUGGGGUGUGCAUUAGUACAUGAUGUAAAAUUUUGUUGCAGUCGAUUCAUCCCUAAGAAAGCCCGUUGCUAGAAUCUGAAGUGAUAUGGAAAUGCUGUGCCUGAGUGUCUAAUGUUGCUGCGGUGCAAGUGUAGGAAAUUUUGUAGCUGACGUUUGCGCAACUGUUAGGAGUAUAGCAUAUGGUCAUGGUACCGUUUUGCUACUACUACUAACUUGCCUGAAAUAUCCGUGUGUAAUGGUUGUAAUGUAACUUGCUCUGGCAGCUUCUCUAAUUUGAAUCUGUCUAGUUGGAACUUUCCCAACUACAUUUUAAUAAUGUGUUACACAUUUUUCGGUUGUU
This is a messenger RNA of Phragmites australis (common reed), 1888 nucleotides long. RefSeq names its product serine/threonine-protein phosphatase PP-X isozyme 2-like. Gene Ontology annotation, cellular component: cytoplasm; nucleus. Lineage: Eukaryota; Viridiplantae; Streptophyta; Magnoliopsida; Poales; Poaceae. Gene Ontology annotation, molecular function: protein serine/threonine phosphatase activity. Bases 257 to 1288 code for a protein of 343 amino acids. The transcript has 9 exons. The record is from RefSeq and is a predicted model, not a curated record. Gene Ontology annotation, biological process: peptidyl-serine dephosphorylation; double-strand break repair via homologous recombination.